Lymnaea stagnalis (great pond snail) is the source of this 16326-nucleotide messenger RNA. The record is from the annotation of a GenBank genome assembly. NCBI's taxonomy places the organism in Eukaryota, Metazoa, Mollusca, Gastropoda, Lymnaeidae.
GCAGUUAAUUGCCACUUGGCCACGUACAUAACUAAAAUAACUAUGAAUUACAACAUAUCAGAAUUUUGUUACGAUUAUUAUUUACUAAAUAAAACAAAAUUAUAACAGUUAUAAUUUAUUUAUAUGUUACAACAUUCCACAUACCAUUUUAUAAUAUUUGCAGAUUUUUUAAGGAGAAUCAUAACAAUUUCUUUUAACUUCAAUCGGGCAUAUUUAAAAUCCUGGCUGCUAGCAAUCGCGCUGCAACAAUCUCGGAACGUCUCUGUGUUUUAUUCGGAAAUAAAGCAAACGUGGUAUUUCUCUUUAAAAUAUUAUAUAUAUAACUUCUCAUUGAACGCAUCGGGUAGAUUUAUAUUAGUACAAUUCAGACAUUAUGUUUGUAAGAAAUGAUGAUUAUAACUACUGCAUAAAGCUUACUGGGGAGGCAUGCAAACAGUUCCGUACACUUCAAUUCAGUCUUCCAUCAGUGUACCGGUGGCGGUCAAACUUAACCACUUGUACUUAAGGAAUUUGUCAUAGACCUACUACUACUACUACUAAGUACUAGUAGUAGGUUAUUAAAUGACAGGACUAACUUCAUCAAGAUUAACUACAAACCUACCGUGCCGUUAACACAAUUAUAAAUGCCAUAAAAAAAUAAUUUUAAAUUUCAGCCAGUCAGUUUAGUGGGAGUGGGAGCCUUUAACUUUAACUUAAUUUUAUCCACAUCAAAUCAACUUGUUAACUGAAUUUUGAUUGAUUUCAAUUUCUUUGAAUUAAAAGUAGUAGUAGGCCUGUAAAACCAUUUUAAACGGGGCUAUGUAUAUGAAUGAUUAUUGUAAUUUAUAAUAUUUAAUACGAAGUGUCUACACGUCCGGCGCGCCGGACAUGUAGUGCGCAAGAUACACGUCCGGCGACUUGUCACGUGACCGCCGGACAUGGCCGGACGGCAAACAGUUUUUAUAAUUCCAAGCGUAGUACUGCUUAGUACAUCUUGUCUGGUCUUGUGGUAGAGUGGUUGCUUGACGAUAUGAAUGUUUGAGGAUCCAAACCAGGGAUAGGGUCGUUUUUUUUCUUCCCAUUUUAAUUAAAAUAUUUUGUAUAUAUUUAUAUUAUCAUGUUCCUCAGCAACAGUAGUUUCAUGAGAAGUUUUUAAAUAUUUUGUAGCAAUUGAAAUAAUUUAAAAUGAAAUCUAAACUAAACAAAAAUGUUUACAAGCCACUUUCACUUAAGUUUCUUUUUCUAUUAUUUGCAUUCAAGAUACUCAGUACAUUACUUGGUAGAGAAAUAGAUUUUAAAAUUAACAAUAGUUUUGAAUUAUUCGCAGUCACGUGACAAGGCUGACCGACAUGAUAUCUCUCGCCACUUUGUUACGGCGGUCAUGUGACUUGGUCGCCGGACACAUAGUGCGGGAGAUAGACGUCUAUUUAAUAAUAUAGAUAGAUGUAUGAACUGGGGAAAGAAAUUCUAUCCAGCUUCUUUUUUGCCUAAGUCAUAUGUCUAUGUGCACAUCUGAAAAAUGAAAUCCAGCUGUCAAAAUUUUGUGGGUGCAGUCAAUGCAGAUAAUUGUUCAAUGUUUUGAAAUGCACAGAAUCUGAUUAAAACGUAUGAGCAUAUACAUAAAAUUAUGAUAACACGUACUAGUCGUCCGGCGGUCAUGUGAUAUGCCCACCGGAAGAAUAUCUCCCGCACCAUUUUCCAGCCACCCGACAUGUAGACACUGCCUAUAAGUUAAGACAGGUUAAAUAUUACCCAAAUUCUUUAUUGACAUUAAUUUUAAUUAUAAAAUGACCAAAGGGAAAAGGGGGUUUUGAUUAAUAAGCUGGCUUAAAUAGUGAAAACUUUAUUUUAUGUUACUAAUACUAAUACUUCUUUUAAAAAGAACUUUUAAAAAUGUUAGUACACAUGCAAAAAACAAUAGUGAAUUUUUUUUCUUCAUGUUUUAAUUUUGGUGUACUAUCCUCAUGUCCCUUAGUCCUUGGACUGUUGGGACGCCACAGAUGACAUGUGAACCAUCCUCCUCCAUUCCUCUCUGUCUUCAGCACUGCUUCGCCCAGUCUUAGUCCUGUCCACUCUUUGAUGUUAUCCUCCCACCUUUUUCUUUCUCUUCCUCUUCUACUCCCUCCUCUUGUUGUGCCCUGCAAUAUUUCUUUGGCAAGCCCUUGUUACGUGGCCGUACCAUUGUAAUUUGUGUUUUUUCACAGUCACCAGUAGGUCAUCGUACUCCCCAAUAGCCUGACGAACACUUUCUUUAACUUUAUCAUUUGAGAUAUGGUCCCUAUAGCAGAUGCCAAAAAUGCUUCUGAAGCAUCUCAUCUCCAUGGCCUUUAUUUUCCUUUCAAGAUUGGCUUUUAAUGUCCAGGAUUCGCAGGCAUACAGGAAAAUGGAGAGGACUAAUGAGCGCAUCAGCCUGAUUUUGGUGUUGGGGGCUAUAUUUUUGUCAUUCCAUAUUUUCUUGAGCUUUUUUAGUGCUGUUGUAAUCUGCGCAAUCCUGGACAUCAGUUUGGGCGUGGAGCCUUCUUCUGAGACUAUUGCUCCUAGGUAUUUGAAGCGGCCAACAGUCUCUUAUCUUUCCUCCCCGACCUUAAUUUCAAUGGUGAUGCCUGGGGUAUUAUUUGUCAUCAGUUUUGUCUUUUCGGCACUGAUUAGCAUGCCGUAGGACGAGGUCUUAUCUAGACGCUUUACCAUGUUGGCUAGCUCUUCUUCGUUCCCAGCCAGCACGUCUAUGUCGUCCACAAAGCGUAGGUUGGUGAUUGUUCUGCCACCAAUGCUGACUGUCCCUUCAUGCGCUUCCAGAGAAUCUGACAUAAUUCUCCCUAGGAAGAUGUUGAAUAGGGUGGGGGAGAGCAGGCAGCCUUGUCGUACUCCAACCGUGGUCUUGAACCAUUCUCCGAUGUUGUUGUUGAGGAAGACUGCACUGGUGGCCUUAUCAUAAAGGUUGCAUAUCAUGCUGGUUAGGUUUGUGUUGAUGUUGUAGUGCGUCAUGGUGGCCCAUAAAGCAGCAUGCCAAACCCUGUCAAAUGGUGUACUGUGGAAAACUGGAAAUGGCCUAGGUGUUCCAUGAUGGGAAAAGGUAGCAUAACACUAACACUGCUAUAUAUAAUAUAUAUAGCUGCAUUUUAAUUCUUUUUUUUUUUAAAAUCCAGAUGGAAACUGAAAAUGAGGCAAUAUCUAAUGGUGGUGCUGGAGAUAAUAAUGUGAAUGCUGUUGUUAAAGAUGAAGUAGAAAAAUUGUCAAAUGAAGUUCCAGCAGAUGUAAAAUCAGAGCCUGAACAAGUUUCUGGUAAUUUAACUAACAUUUCCAAAUUUAGCACUUGAAGAUUAUUUUAUCUAAGUACCCAGUAAAUAAUAAAACUUCUAAUAUACAUUUUAAAAACUUUAAUGUGUUUUUUUAAAAAUCAGAAUAGAAUGAAAGUAAAACGAGAUAUUAUAUUUAACGCCACCUCACACAAUCCAUUUUUCUAUCCUAAUUGUUUUAUAUUUUAAAACAAAAUUAUUUUGUUUUUAAGCUACAUGACUGGAUGUUUUAAAAAAAAAAUUAUUUAUGAUGAGGCCAUAGAAAAAUUAAUUUCUUUUAAACUGAGAAUCUUUGGGCAAUAUUCUAUCUUUAACCUUAUAUUAUAUUUCACAUUUGGUAGUUAAAUUUAUCUGUCAUGAACAUUUAUCCUAUUUCAAGAUGAUGGAAAAUCUAGCAGAUCCAUAAGAAAGAGAAAAUCUGUAAACUUGGCAGAUGAUUCAGAUAUUUCAGAUGCUGUAAGUAACAAUUAAAAAGCUUUUGUUGUGCUGACCAUAGAUUCUGAUUUUUUUUAUGUUUGAAUUUGACAGUUCAUUUUUUUUUUGUACAACAUUUUUUUAUUUUCAUAGCAAUGUUUUUUGGUGGGUUUUUUUGGCCAAUGUUUUUUAGACAAGCUUAUUGAUCACUUGAGAAAGAACUAUGACAAUGGAAUAUACUAAAUAUUUCAUUAUUCUCUUUUUAUUGCACUUGCUUAAUCAUUGGAAAUUUUUUAAUUUUUAAAAAGUAAUUAUUUUCUGUUUUUACAUAAUUUAAAUGGUGGCUCAUCAGAAAAUGUGACUUUAUAUUGAUUUAAACAAUAAGUACACAAAAUCAGUAUUCUCAUUAAUUUAUAAAUAUUAAUAUAACCUAGCUUUAAAAUUGAAUUGUUCAAAUACUUUAAUGCAUUAAUUGGGCUUCAUAAAAUUAGAACACAUUAAUUGCUGGGUCAUGUUAUAGUGGGAUUAUAGUGCAAAAAGUGAUAUGAUCAUUUUCAAAGGAGCAAGAUGGUUGAUUUUGUUUUAAAAAAUUACUUUUUAAUCACUUGUAGUUAUAUACCCAUAGAUGGGGUAUUGAGGUGGGACUGGGCUUAUUGUGAUUGUGUUGUACAAGAAUAUAUAGUUUUAUAUAACACACUCACCCCCACCACGUUCUUUGCAAAAAAAAUUCAUGUGUGAAAUUUCUGGAUCUUUUUACAAUUGAGCAGGGCGUGCAAUAUUAGAGUUCUUUUGUAUUAGUUUCUUUAAGCCUAUUAGUUUCACAGCCAAACCAACACAGUGCUAUGUUUAAUGCCCAGUCAUACUUUGGUAAGAUGUAGUAUGUGUGCCAGGGACAAAGUGGGGUGGAAAAUGUUUCUCUGUAGUCUUAGAAUUUGAAGACUGAAAAUAUAUAAUUAUAUACUUUAAAAUAUUUUCAGAGUUCUUCUGAGAAUGUGGUCAGACCACCUGCAAAACGGGGACGUGGUGGAGCUGGUAGAAGAGGGAGGUAAGCCAAACUUAAUUUAUCACAUUGUUUUUGAAUGUCCAAGUCCAAACAGUUAAAUAUUCUUAGUUUCACGAAUCUGUUCACACAUAUUUGCAAGGGUUAAUGUUACAACUUCUUCAUAACUUCAAAUGUUACGACCUUAAUUUAAUAAGCAGAGGCCUUCAUCAAAUGUCGAGGCCUCCUUACGUUGUCUCCAGUUGCGACCUUCUCAAUACUUGACAUGUUAGGAUCUUCGUCCUUACACUUCAACACAUCGCGCAGUAGUUACGUUUACUGCACAGUCAGCAGACUCCACGUUGUCUAGGGGUUUACAACACUGUCUUAAUAUCUAUAAAUAUAGAUCACAACUCCAGCAUGGAAAUACAACAGUUCUUUAUUUACAGGAUCCAAUAGCAAUUCACAGUGACGACGUUCGACAGCGAUAAUACUAACUCUCAAACUACUGUCUCGGCUGGACUCUCUAACUACCUCUGACUGUCUAACACUCUCCCUGUCUCUCACUGACCCGGACUCUUACUAACUCUCAACUCUAGCCAACACACAUCCCCUAUAUAACAACACAACAACUCAGCCUACGCAAACGUGCAACACCACGGACUAACUUCACGCUCUGACCUCUCGACCAACAACUCACAAAACACUCACGAUCCACAACUCCCCCUACCCAACAACUCUCGCUCACAACAGUUAAUUAAUAGAUUCAGCGCCGUUCUACUGAAGAUCAAUGGUACUAACUAUGAACUAUUAAGUAUUGUUUGGUCCUAGUAAUCAUUUAAUACACAAAGGGUACUUAAUUGCCUUUCUUGUGAUGGUUUUACUGCUUUGAUAUUUUAAAAAAAAGACCAAUGAUAUAUAUAUAUAUAUUUUAAAAACAUAUAAUUGAUAAAGUUGUUACAUAUAUUAUUGAUAAAGUUGCUAUACAAGUUUCUACUUCCAUGUCACACCCACAAAAAAUUUGAGUGGGAAGUCAUUAAAUUUUGUGACCACUUUUGCACCGUUCUGUGUGUAAUCUGCUUAGAAGGUGAAUUUGUUAGACAAUUUCAGCAUUUAUUGAUGGGGAGAUGUGGAAAGGCAUUGUAUUUGUGCAUCCUUUUAUGUAUCUGUGGGUAAAAUAUUUUAAAUCCUCCAUUGUUUUUUUAGUCCUGAUACACUUAAACUCACUACAAAGCAGCCUGGGUAUUUGGAUGGAAACGAACUGAGUAAUUUCGUGGUGCUUUGAAUGUCUAAAUGUUAAACAAAAAAUAAUACUGAAAUGGCUAAAUGCACAUAGUUAUUGUCAAUAGAAGCAUUAGACGAUUUAAUGUGUGUUGGAAAAAUACAAAUUUUAUAAUUUGUUUGCAACCCACUUAGUCCUUUUUGAUUUUAUGAUUAUGGUAUGGGGUAUAUGAAAAAAUUGCCUUUCUUCUGGUGUUCCCUUUAAAAUUAAAUCCUGGUCAUAUUGCCAACUAAGAAGUCUAAUAAUUGAUCACAUUGUCUUAAUACACCAGUUGUAUAAAAAAUUUGUUAAUGCCUAGUCCAUGUAAAAAAUGUGCAUUAUGGCUUUAAAGUAUAAUUUUGAGAAAAUAGAAAAUGUAGUUAACUAAAAUUAGUAAUCAGGAUGCUAAUGGGCAUAAUGUAAUAUAGUUCUUUUACAUCCCAGGGGAAGAGGUCGUGGUAGAGGAGAGCUGCCCGCUAAUAUGGCAGACCCUUCUAGAAGUCCAAGAAUUGUGUAAGUCCUUAAAAAAGAAAAAUAUUUGCUACACUGAAAAUUUAAAAAAAAAAAAUAAAAAAAAAAAAAAAAAAAAAAAAAAAAAAAAAAAAAAAAAAAAAAAAAAAAAAAAAAAAAAAAAAAAAAAAAAAAAAGAAAAGGUGGAAGGAACAAAAUUAAGCAAAGGAUGUAAAUUUAACUUAAGUGGGCAAAGGAAUGUCAUCAUCUUCACUUAAUUAUAAUUUAAUGUUCUCUGGGGGUCAUCCAAAAAAUUAGUAUGCAUUGACUGUUAAUGGACAGAUUAGAUUAUGCAUUUGUUUGUAUGCAAGGAUUAUGAGUUAUGAAAAUAUUAACUUUCUGUCAAAUUUAAUAUAGAUGAUGGUUAGUUGUUUUUUUUAUGAAAACUUUAAAAAAAUAUAUAUAUUGUUGAUAUAAAUAUUACUGAUAGCUUAAAACUGUCUUGUUUAUAGAGAUAGCUUUGAAACAGUUAUAAAAUCUUACAUAGCUUAUGGAAGGGUGGUGGCUUGUACAUAAAAUAUGGAUGAACCCUUUCUUCCUUGGAGUCACCCUUUAAAAUGAAAUGAGGUGGAUUUAACUCUGAUGCUUUUAUUUUGCAAAAAAAAAAAAAAAAAAUUGUUGGUUGAUUUAAUUAUUUAUUUUCACUGUUGAAAUUAAUGAUAUUUGAUGUGUCUUGUUUUUGUGAUCAGUCAGCUAUCUUAAAGAGCCAAUUUGUUUUUCAUUAUUUUACAGACUCAAAAAUAUUGGUUCUGCUAGAGAUGAUGAUCUUUCAGAUGAAAAGGGAAAAGGUGACCUUGUAAGUCCUAAAUCUACCCCAAGAGGCAGAGGGAGAGGUCGUGGACGACCACCAAAAUAUGCGGAACCACCAAAGAAUACCCCAAGAACCAAAACAAGAGUAGAAGCAGAAGACGACGAAGAAGAAGAGUUUUUAGAAGAGGAACUUGAUGAUGAAGAUGCAGAUGAAGAUUUCAUUCCAAGGAAAAGAAGAGGGCGGCCACCAGGAAGAUCAUCAACAAGAGGUAGAAAAGGGAAAGGAAAAAGGGGCAGACCUGUACACAAUUCAGAAGAGGAUGAAGACGAUGAAGAGGAUGAAGAAGAAGAAGGCGCCAAUGAUGCUGGUGACAGUGGUCCUGACACCAACCCUAACUCUGUUAAGGUGAAUACCUCUAUGAUCACACUUAAGUCAUGAUAUUUUGUUAAAGGUUUAGAGCAGUGGGGGCCAAGGCAUAUCAUUUGAUAGGGGUUGGUGUAGGGAAUUCCUUUUGGAUGGGGUGAUAUGAGAGGAAUCAGCUCAAGUGUUGAUGUUGAAUUUAAAAUUGUUUUUAAAUGUACAUGUAAAGCACAAGAAAUGUUUUCUGUUUGCCCUUGAUUGAACAGUAAAAGAUGCACAAAAGAGAAUUUAAAACAAAAUUAUGUGGGUUAAAAGUUCUAUGUAAAGUUAUGGUACAAUUAGUUCACUGCCAUAUUUACACCCUUAAUUACAAACACAGAAUGUAACACUUGCUUGAAAGGAAUCCAGGAAUUUAAUGUAUAUUUCACCCUAUUAAUGUCUAUCAGGACGGUGGCCUAGAAAAGCUUGGAAAACGCCUCUUAAAAUCAUAAAAUGAAAUGAUUGCUGGUGUGGAGGAUUUUUAAUUUUAAAAAUUUUGUUGUCAUGAAGACAACACAUACCUUAUUAGGAAGUCAUAAUUAGUUAAUAUCAUUUUUUUUUAAUCUCUGUUUGGUGUACUGCACAGACUGGUCAGUAUCUCAUUGAAAAAUCAGACAUGAGAAGGUUGGAAAAUUAUCCUAUCUGGCGAAUGGAGGGACCCAAUAUGCUGAGGAAGUUUGAACUGAUUGUGUCAGAGGGUAGAGUGUGUCACAAAUCUCUAUAUGCAGUAAGUUAAUAUUGUCUAUUUCUUAUUUUAGUUUGUAAUGCUCCAACAACUGAAGCAACAAAUUUAUUUUCUUAUAAUUUGUACACAUGCUUAUAGAAAAGCUUUACCUUAAAAUUUGUAAAGCUAACCUAAUCCUUGGUAUAUAAAUAUCUCUUACUAACAAAUUUUGUUUUCUUUUAGUACUCCUCCUGGGCUCAGUCAAUGAUAGAUCUGUUUGAAAAGAUCCAAGUCAAUCAAAUAUCUACACAUGAUGGUGAGAGUAUUGUAGAAAUAAAAGAAGAAUGUGCCCCCAAGCCACCUCCACUUGAAAUGUAUGUAUUAUAAUUAACUUAUUUAGAGAAAUGUUAUUCAAUAAAUAAAAUAUAGUUUUCUGAAAUUUAGAAGGGGAACUACCAUAUUUGAAUAUAUUAUUUAGAAUGUCUCACAAUUUACACUUUUGCAAAACAUUUGAAUUAUAAUUGAGCAGUUGCCAAUUAUUGUUGCAACUUACACCCAAGCUUUGCAUAAAAACCAAAAGAAAAGUGCUGAUUAUUAUUACUGCCACCUCCAAUUAAAUGUUAUUUUUGCUAAGAGAGGAUUUGUUUUAUUUUAAAAUUAUUUGUAUGACUCAUGAAAAAAAUCCGGAAGGUUUUACACUUAAUUAGCUUAAUCUCAAAGUGCAUUUAGAGAUUGAACAGAUUCAUACAUUUACUUAAGUUAUAAAGGAAACAAAAUAAUAUUUUAAACUGCAAGAUAUUAAAAUAUUCAAAUGGAUAUUGUUGCUGUUGCAUUUUUUUUAAACCAAUUUAAAAUAGCAACCUUGUUUACAUAACCUUUCCAAAUACCUAAAUGAACAGAAAAAUUGCCAUUUUUUUAUCAAAAUAAACAUGAGAUUUGCACAAUAUGAUUAUGAUCUAAACAAAAUAUUUCUUUCUUUUUAUUCUUCAGCCUUGAAAGGAAGUUUGCCAAUGAUGAUCUUUUGGACAAAUUCUACAUCUACAUUGAGGCUAUUUUUAGGCAAGCUGCAGACCCCACAUUUUUGAAACUUGUCAGAGAUGAGGAUGGUUAGUUAAAGAUUAUAAAUUUAAAGUAACUUGUUCAUACAAGUUUUCCUCGCACCAAUUAGCAAAUUGUGAAUUAUUAAUUUUUAUUUAUGGAUUAUCUCCCAGUGGUAUAUUGGAAUAAAUGUAAUUCUUCUGGUUUUAGCUGUCUCUCUUUUGCAAGUAUUGUAAUGUGAGCUGAUGUGUUUGCUUUUACACUAAGUGGUACAAAGACCAACUAAAUUAGACUUGCAAAUCGCUCAUCAUGGCUUUAGGCUAUAAGACACAUGCCCAAAUAGGUUCUAGAUCAAGAUGAUGUUGAUGACACUGGAACUGGCUAAUCAAAAUAUGAACGUUUUAUUGAUUAUUUACAAGAGUUGAGUCCUUUUCCCUCUUAUUUGUUGGUGGGGCAGAGAAAGUUAACUCAAGUAUUUGAGAUGUGCCUUUAACCUUAAUAUUUAUUUUUACAGAUAUUCAUUUCAUAGAACCAAUCACAUACAUUGACAGCAUGAUUAAAGAAAAAAUUGCAUUCAUAGAGUCCCAAGUUAGUAUGAAAGAAGAUUUCAAGGUGAGGAAAUUUUUUAAUCACUCCUAAACUUUUACUUUUGAAAAUAACUUACACCAUUUAAACUGUAUUUGCCACUUGCAAUAAUAUGUUUUUUUGCAAUAAUAUGUUUUUCAAUCACAUUACUUCCACCUUUUUAAGAAUUUUUUGUUUGUUCAUUUUAGAUCAGAGUUAGGAACUGUCCUAACAUGAAAACCAUCCGCCGACAAAAUUGGUCCCAGACAGAUCAGGCAACGACCAACAAGACCACAGAAAAGGGUGUUAGAUCUGUGCUUAUGUUUGGUUUUGGAUAUGACCCCUGGUUUUUAGAUGAGGACAAGUCUAAAGGAGUUGAAGUUGCUCAGGUAAAAAUAUGCUUAAAUCUCUAUACUUUUCCCUCCUAAGAGUUAAAAACGUACUUUUUGUUUACUGUAAGUUAUACCAGAGACACAUCUAUAUGGCAACAGGCAUAAACUACAAAUUGCUGCAGCAAGGGCCAGUGCAUUUGUCUUGGAGUAAUCUUAAUCUGGAUAUUUUUAUCUUAUUUCAACAAUUUUAAAUACAGUCGUCCCUCGUUUAUUGCGGUUAAUCGGUUCCAGACUCUACCGCGAUAGGUGAAUUUCAACAAAGUAGGAUUCUUUAUUUAUAAAUCAAAUAUUUUCGUAAUUAGAGCAUAGAGCACCUGUUCAUGACCCUCUAAAUACUUUUUUUAACAUUAUUAAACCCCCUGGGUCUGCUCCUGGGGGCACUCAAAUAUAUUGACAGACCUGCCAACCCUUCCGAUUUUGUCGGAAUUAUACAGAUUUUUUACCCCUCAUUCCGACCAUCCGACAAACCCCUUAAAAUACCAUUUUUUUUUAACUUUAUAAUUUUUCACCCGUCAUUAAAAUCUGAAAGAUCAAAAAAGAAAAAAAAAUCGGAUACGACAGGAAGUGUUGCAUUUGAUUUUAUGAAGUGUAUACAGGUCCGGCGACCGGGUGAAUAAGUGAAUAAAUUCUCGAUAUUCGCCCGGCUAGUAUUUAUUCGACCAAGUCACAUGACCAACGUAACAAAGUUGCGCAGGAUAUUUGUCCAUCAGCCUUGUCAUGUGACCGCUAGUAGUUGAUCAGAGUUUACGUACUUCAUUUCAAAUAAUUGAAUAUUGUCUGGGCAUUUACACGAAAAAGAAAUAUGUUCAAUUAUAAUAAAGAAAUACUAGAACCAUUGCUGGUGUAAAUAAUGAACAAUUGGUUAAAAGUGACAACGUUUUUUAUAAAGCGUGGCAUGCCCGUCGGAUAAAUAUCUCCUGCACUAUUUGUUCGGUCGCCUGACGUGUAGACACUGCCUUGUUUUUAUCAAAGCGAACCGCGAUCUUCAAAUCAUUCUUCAAUCAUCAAUUGAUCCGAUCGCGAUUCAUCCUUUUAACAAGGCUAAAAAUUAAUUCAGACUUUUUUUGUUUUUUGUUAAAGCUUUUCUUAAUUAAAUGGUUAAAUCUAUUGAAAGUGAUGGGUAAAAUGAUAUUAAUAAACGUUGAAGGAAAUAUUUCUCUAGCCGACUCCGAUCGUUUUAAUGCCAGAGUCAAAGAAAUGUUUUCAGACUUGAGGAAUGCUAGAAGAUUGUCAAGAAAAAUUACAAUGACACAAAGGCAAGCAUGAAAGUUGAUACUUUUUCUAACUUGCUUGUAACUAAAAUCACCUGCAAUGCUAACCUUCAGUUGUCUAAAAAGUUUUUGGACAAGUGCAAAAAGGCCACUAGGGAUAUGCUGGAAAACUGAACUCUUACUAAGAGUCUUAGCAGCCUGUGUGUGUGUACAUAUGUAAAUGAAAUGGAUCUUCUAUUCCGUACUGAAAAUAUCUGUAUAUAAACAUUUCCAGUAAUGUUUUUCUCAUGUUCUAUGGUGUUCUAUGGAUCCUUCAGAGACAAUGGAGGUAACUUUAUAUUUCUUUAUUUACUUUAAGAGGCUUGUGCAUUAGUAUAUAGAUCUUAAACCAACCCCCAUGGGGCGCCACCUCUGGGGGCAGCGGCCCCACUUCCCCCCUUGCGUGCAACACCCCUACAGAUUUCUUUUCUUGACAGGUUGGCAGGUCUGCAUAGACCUACAGUACAAACUUACAGUCAUUAUAAUUGUAAUACAGGGGUGUAUUAUGACUAAGACAGCCGAGCGCAUACUGUAACAUUUUCAUUAUGUCUAUCAACUUUUUAAUGAAUACAAGUUUGGAGAGAAAAAACGCUAUAGAGUGAAGCCUGAAAUGGCAAGGGAUGACUGUAUUUAGCUUCUUGAACGAUUUUGUUUAUAUAUUUAUGGGAAGUAGGAACAGUAAACAUACAUAUUUCAUAUACAGAAUAUAAUAUCUCACUAUUUAAUGUUAAACUAACAGAUUAUAUUUAUAUUACAAAUGUAACUUUUUGAGAAAACACAAGUGCACACACUUAUCAAUUUACGAACAAGUUCUCUUCCAAUUGUUGGUUUUUUAUAUGUUGAUGUUUGCAAUGCGUCAAACCCCCUAAAUAUUCCCUAUUUGUGUUUGUGUGCAAUCUUAUAUGUUAGCUGUCCCUUUUAAAUAAGAAAGUCAUUUUAUUUAAUAUUGAAAAUGUAAGUUUUAUUUCAACAGUGUGCAAGGAACAUGUUAAGAGAAAACAAGAGUCAGUUGUUAAUAGUUACAUUUAAUUAAAAAGAAAUGAAAUUAUAGAAUAUAUUAACUUUCAAAGGGCAUAUUUUUCAUGUUUUUCAUGUCUUUUAUUUUAAGCAUCUAAAACUUUCAGGAAACUCAAAGUGGCCUUGAAUCUGUCCCUAGUUAUAAAGGCCCUGCUUAUAAUAUAUAAGAAUUUCCUUGACCACAGUCUUAUUAAAUUUGGCAGCUUGAAUAAGUCCUGUAGUCAUAAGAAGUCCUUUUAGUCGAUAAAACUCAUCUUCAUUAAUGUAAUACCAUUUUUGAAAACAGUUUCAAGGCCCACUGUCCUGUGCAUUAUGCAACCAAAUAUGUAGUAAAAUAGAGUUUAAAAAGUCUAUUGAUUUUUAGAAAUCUUACAUCUUCUUUUGUUUUAACAUCGGGAAGUUGUAUGCUUGGAACCCUCUGAUCUAAAUGGCACAAAUCCAUUUGGAGACCCACAGUCAUAGACAUCGUAAUCAUCGCCAUCAUAAGGGUUGUCCAUAAAGGAUGUCAGCUGAGCUGGGGGGACAAGGGGGGUAAAGGGUCUUGCAGACAUCUGCAAGCUAGCUUUUUUUUUUUAUAUAUACAUAUAUUAAUUAUUAUUAUUAUUUUAAUACGCUGCUUUAGGCCCAGGCCCUCUGUGGGUGAUCUAUUUGUGAAAUUUCAAAAUAAUCUUAAACCACCAAAAGAGUCAUAAGGGAGAUCACUCUAAAUAUUUGUUUGCAAUGUAUAUCAAGUGUAUAUUAGGGGCCAUCCAUAUAUUAACGCAUGCAAUAAAGUAAAAUAGACCCCCUUUGAUGCCUUUGUACUUUUUUGGCACUCACACACACACACCCCACAAUGCCUAUGUAUAAUGAGCUCUAAGGGUUGGAGGGUGGAGAAGCACUGAUAUAGAGGGGCAGCUAUUUCAGCCAAAUUGUCCGAAAUUGUUAUUCCAUCAAGAUGUAUUUAUUAACAUUUGUAGCUUAUAUUUAUUUCAUUAUAUACUCCCAGGAAGUUGUGAUUGGCAACACUAUGGAACAGUUCCUUGCAUCUUAUCACGGUCUUACACACUUCAAAUUCCACUUAUUAAGACGUUGUCAAGAUAAGGUAUUUUUAAUAAUUCUUACCAUCAAGUUUUAGCAUGACCACCAAGUAUCAGAAGCUACCAAAAUCGUCAUUAAAUGUGCCGAUGAUUUAAUGUAUAUUGGUGAAAGGGAAAUCCAUCUAUAAAUGAGUUUUCUUCCUAUUUCCGUUUCUAUCUGUGUGUUAAAUUGCCUUUACCACAGCUCAUUUUGUGAUUUAUUGGGUGGGAAAUUCGCUCAAUUUUUUUUACUGUCAUUCAUUAUGUCUGAUGCUGGGAAGGGUCCCCCUAUAGAUUGCAAAAUCAAAACAGAAUGUCCUUAUUGGAAUUAUUUCAAAUGGAUUAAGAGUCAGACUUUUGACAUUUUUAGCCCUAAGCUUAGUCAUAAUAUAUAGACCUAUUCGUUGGGGAAAGGUUGGAUAUUGAUCAUAAACGACAGAGAUUGGAUCCCAAAUAAAAACCCUAAAGAGGCUCAAACUUGAAAUUUUCUGCAAAAAAUAUUGCUUCUUAUAUCUCAAUAUUCUCAAAAACUUGAUUAUAUGAUAGUUUGAACAAUUUAUGGAGUAUUAGUUUUGAUUGAAUUCAGAAGUACUAAACUUUUACUCACUCUGUAAAAGUCAAGGUCAAUAUCAAAAUACAUCAUAAAAAAAUUCAUUUCAUAUUAUAAGAUAAUUCUAAUGUACUUUCAGAAAAUGUAUACUUGUAUGGGUCUCUUAAUUCAUAUAGUAGAUUGGGUUAUUUUCAUUUGUUGACAAGCAUAUGAAAAUGUUAGAAAUGGCUUGAUGCUUCAGAAAAAUGCACUCAACAGUUAAAGGGUCAACCAUUAAAAUAAGAUCCAGUGUAACACUAAUGUACAGUAAUCCUACAGUGAGUGAUAAUUAUCAGGAGCUUGUUCAUUAAUCUGAUGUUGUAUUUGCCUUGCAAAUUCUGACAGGAAAUAUAAUACUUAAUUUCAGCUCAAACUUGUUGGUAGCCUUGAGCCUGGCCUAGAUAUCAUCAGUGUUCAAAACAAAUGUUUUCAUGACAAGGUCUGGAUUUUACAGGUAUGUAUCCUUUAGUUCUAGAAAUCAUGAGACUUUAAACAAAAGUAUUUUAUUAAUGGUUUAAGUUUAAGAGAAAUUAUGUUUUACUGCACAUGGAUAUGUUCCUGUCCUUAUUUGUGUAAGUUUUGAAAGUAAAUUAUUUGGCCUAAUAAACAGGGGUUGACAGAGCUAAAAAUAAUUCAGGAGCUAGACUCUUUCAAAAGGAGCCAGCAUUUUUGUUUCUUCAAAUUCAUGUGCAUCCUGUUAAUUAAUAGGCUUGGAUCAAUAAGAAUUACUCAAACAUGUCUACUUUAUAUUUAAAGCUGUAACUCUAUUUAUUACCAAGUCAUUAAUGGUGAAAAAUUUGUGAACUGGAAAAAUGAGAAAAAUCCCCAUAUCCAGCAGAAUCUGCAAUUGUUUAUGUUUAAAAAAAAAAUUACUUUUUUUUCCAGGCCUUUGAAGAUCUGAGGAAUCUACUGGAUAAUGAAAACCUUUCCUAACAUGUACACUUGUAAUGUUUCGGUGUAAAAUGUCUUUUUUUUUUUUAAAGUUUCUAGUUAAGUUCUUAGAAGGCAGACUGCUACAGCAAAUCUGAUACAAAAUGUCAUCUAUGACAAUAGUAUUGGGUAGAGUAGAAUUAUCUUCAAUUUAAAUUUGAAGAAAAGGAAAGGAAAUUAAACAUUAUUUUUAUAUGAAAUACAAAAAAGAUUUUUAAAUAGACAAAGCAAUAAAAUGUAUGCUAAUAUUAAUAAAAUAUGUUGGAAGUUUUAUGUGAAGGUUGCCCUUCCCCUCCUGGUUGUAAAAGGUAACAUUUCCUAGAUUCAUUUUAUACAUGCAAAUGUUAUUUUAUUUAAAAUUAUUUUCUUACUUUUCAUUAUUGGGAAGUUAUUGAAACCUUGUAAAAAUUCAAGAGUAAUUAUGUUUUAUCUCAAGAAAGGCAAAAUGGUUUGGAUUUGAGCUUCCUGAUACAAACUUCUAUGUAGUCAGUAUGUUCCCACAAUUUCAGACUUAAAACUUAAAAUAAUUAUUAAUGCUAGUUUUUGACCCGUCAGAAGUGAUGGAUUGAAUGAUAAAUUUCAUUAAAAAAUGUCAUAAUCUAGUAUGUCCACUACAGUUUGGAAAUAGUUUUUGGAAUUGCCUUGUAUGGUAUAAUGAUGAACAAUUGAAUUCAGCUAUUUGAAAAAAAACGACCAGUUAUAAUAAGCAUUUAACCUAAUCGGUAUCGUACAUAUGUAUUUUGCUCUCACAUUGAAAGAAUUACGGUGUACCUUGGCAUUGACAGUAUGUUGUGUGUAUAAAAGUCAAAGGCCAUAUACAUCAAUUAUCUUUUACAUCACUGCCCCAUGUUUGAUUAAAUGCUGUAUUUUUUCAUAAUUUUAAUUCAUUUUUUUUUUAAAGUAAAAUUUUUCAUUGAUAGCUUUGUGUUUAUUCAUUAUUCAGCCAUUGAUAAUCAUAAUGCUGUUUCAUAUUUCAAUUCACUGCCAAUAUUAGCCAUUUUACAUAAAUCAAUAUCAGCUAUGAUCACCCAUGAAAACGGGUGAGUAUUUUUGUUGGAAGGCCCCUCCUGAAAUGCUGCAUGAUGGAUUACAUUAUCAGUUAAUUUUUUUUUUCCUAAUGAUUUAUUCAUUAAUAAAUUUAAUUUUUUGUAAUCUCCUUUGACUAUUGUCUGGUUUGUUUGUACAAGUGGUUGUUCACAUACAACAGAAUGUAUAAUAUUAUGUAUUAUGUUGGG